This is a messenger RNA of Trichoderma asperellum CBS 433.97, 225 nucleotides long. Lineage: Eukaryota; Fungi; Ascomycota; Sordariomycetes; Hypocreales; Hypocreaceae. The record is from RefSeq and is a predicted model, not a curated record.
GGACGAACGCCACUCUUCUGGGCCGCCGCACACGGACAAGAGACCGUUGUGAGGUUGCUGCUUGAGCAAGGCGCUGACAUCGAGGCGAAAGAUGAUAAAAAUUGGACACCGCUUUAUUCCGCUGCAGUUAAUGGGCACGAGGCUGUUGUGAGGAUACUGCUUGAGCAAGGCGCUGACAUCGAGGCGAAAGAUGAUAAAAAUCGGACACCGCUUUAUUGCGCUGCA